GCGACAGCUGACGUCAUCAAGGGCCGACUCUCCCCCCCCCCCGCGGGCAGAGGAAGUGACGCCUUGAAGCCGGCGGCUGCCCACUUCCGCCUUCGGUCGCCGGCGCGUGUGCUGGGCAGGCAUGGAGGGGAGCUCUGCCCUGGAGGAGCCGCUGCCGCCGGCUGCCAUGGAGACGAAAGGGGCGGGCGAGGCUGGGGGCUUCACGAGCGUGCGCAGGAGGAAGCGGCGCGCGGGCGACGUCGCCAUGGAGACCGCCGGCGGCGGGGGCCCUCCGCCCGGGAAGCGCCCCGACUUCCCACCCCUGAGCGGGGAGGCCCUCGGGGGCGGAAAAGCUGAAAUGAGGAGAAUCCCAGUGCCAGCAAACAGAUACACCCCUCUGAAAGAGAACUGGAUGAAAAUCUUCACGCCGAUCGUAGAGCACUUGCAGCUUCAGAUUCGAUUUAACUUAAAAACAAGAACGGUAGAGAUAAAGACUUGUAAAGAAACCAAAGAUAUAAGCGCCUUAACAAAAGCAGCUGAUUUUGUGAAAGCUUUCAUCCUUGGAUUUCAAGUUGAGGAUGCCCUUGCGCUCGUCAGAUUAGACGAUCUUUUCCUAGAAUCCUUCGAAGUAACUGACGUCAAACCGUUAAAAGGAGACCACCUUUCUAGAGCAAUCGGGAGAAUCGCCGGGAAAGGCGGGAAAACCAAGUUCACGAUCGAAAACGUCACGCGGACGCGAAUCGUCCUCGCAGACUCGAAAGUUCACAUUUUAGGAUCUUUUCAGAACAUCAAAAUGGCGCGAACGGCAAUCUGCAAUCUCAUUUUAGGAAGUCCUCCGUCGAAGGUGUACGGUAACAUCAGAGCUGUGGCCAGCAGAGCGGCGGAGAGAUUCUAAGAGUCAACAGUUCAAACAACGGAAUUUUCUUCUACACCAGGGCCGGGAAACGGCUUGUGUGCAGUCGUCGUCCUGCGACAAUGCCGAUAGUCCAUUCUCUUCCAGUACAGUUUUAUGUGUAGAAGAGAGUUGGGGGGGGGGGGCGCAGAGGAUCUUUGGAUGGUCUGGCAGUUUCAUCUCCUGAAAGAGGAUUUCUAUUUAAUAAAGAGGAUCUACUGAUAGUUUUCGCAUCAUGAUAACAGACAAAA
This is a messenger RNA of Heteronotia binoei (common prickly gecko), 1122 nucleotides long. RefSeq names its product partner of NOB1 homolog (gene PNO1). The transcript has 7 exons. Gene Ontology annotation, cellular component: nucleolus. Lineage: Eukaryota; Metazoa; Chordata; Lepidosauria; Squamata; Gekkonidae. The record is from RefSeq and is a predicted model, not a curated record. Gene Ontology annotation, molecular function: RNA binding. Bases 122 to 874 code for a protein of 250 amino acids.